This is a messenger RNA of Pan troglodytes (chimpanzee), 1007 nucleotides long. RefSeq names its product protein S100-A11-like. Gene Ontology annotation, molecular function: S100 protein binding; calcium ion binding; calcium-dependent protein binding. The record is from RefSeq and is a predicted model, not a curated record. Gene Ontology annotation, cellular component: cytoplasm. The transcript has a single exon. The coding region runs from base 635 to 943 and encodes 102 amino acids. Lineage: Eukaryota; Metazoa; Chordata; Mammalia; Primates; Hominidae. Gene Ontology annotation, biological process: regulation of cell population proliferation.
UCAAACUAUAUUUCAAGGCUACAAUAACCAAAACAGCAUGGUGCUAGCACAAAAACACACACAUAGACCAAUGGAACAGAAUAGAGAGCCCAGAAAUAAAGUCACACACCUAGAACCAUCUGAUUUUCAACAAACCUGACAACACAAGUCAAUAGGAAAAAGGACUUCUUAUUCAAUAAAUGAUGCUGGGAUAACUGGUUAGCCAUAUGCAGAAGACUGAAACUUCACCUUUCUUUUCCCCAUACACAAAAAUCAACUCAAGAUGAAUUAAAGACUGAAAUGUAAAACCUAAAACAAUGAAAACCCUAGAAGAAAACAUAGAAAAUACCAUUCUGGACAUAGACCCUGGCAAAAAUUUCAUGACGAAGAUGCCAAAAGCAAUUGCAACAAAACAAAGAUUGACAAAUGCAACCUAAUUAAAUUAAAGAGCUUCUACAUAGCAAAAGAAACUACCAAGAGAGUAAACAGACAACCUACAGAAAGGGAGAAAAUAUUUGCAAACUAUUCAUCUGACAAAGGUCUAAUAUCCAGAAUCCAUAAGGAACAAAUCAAAAGUAAAAAAACAACCCCAUUAAAAAAUGGGUACUCCGUGCCACUCCCAGUCAUAGCCUCCCAUGCCUUGCUCAGCUCCAACAUGGCAAAAAUCUCCAGCCCUACAGAGACUGAGUGGUGCAUUGAGUCCCUGAUUGCUGUUUUCCAGAAGUAUGCUGGAAAGGAUGGUUACAACCGCAAUCUCUCCAAGACGGAGUUCCUAAGCUUCAUGAAUACAGAGCUGGCUGCCUUUACAAAGAACCAGAAGGACCCUGGUGUCCUUGACCACAUGAAGAAACUGGAUGUCAGCAGUGAUGGGCAGUUAGAUUUCCCAAAAUUUCUUAAUCUGAUUGGUGGCCUAGCUGUGGCUUGCCAUGACUGCUUCCUCAAGGCUGUCCCCUCCCAGAAGUAGACCUGAGGACCCCUUGGGCCUGGCCUUCAAACCCACCCCCUUUCCUUCCAGCCUUUCUGUCAUC